This is a messenger RNA of Solea solea (common sole), 5413 nucleotides long. Its product is annotated as YY1-associated factor 2-like. Lineage: Eukaryota; Metazoa; Chordata; Actinopteri; Pleuronectiformes; Soleidae. Gene Ontology annotation, molecular function: DNA binding; transcription coregulator activity. The coding region runs from base 821 to 1384 and encodes 187 amino acids. Gene Ontology annotation, biological process: positive regulation of DNA-templated transcription. The transcript has 4 exons. Gene Ontology annotation, cellular component: nucleus. The record is from RefSeq and is a predicted model, not a curated record.
AGAUUGCUUUUUAUUGCCAGUAGAAACGUGUGCAAACACACGCACACACACAUAGAAAAGAAAAGAAUGACAUGCAAAUAAAAUGUAUAACACAUAAAUAAAAGAAAGCGACGACUAGUACUCAUUAUUAUUAAUGAAAUGCAUUUGUUAUUGUCAACUGCUGCGGUUACAUUCGUGUCAUUUUCAUUCCAGUAUUUUUCACUUCCGGGAUAAUUAAGUAGCCAAAGUGAGUCAAUAAUGUUUAAAAACGUUAAACGUUUACAUUAAAUAGGUCAUUGUCCUUAUCAGUAUGCCCGUUUAAAUAUAAUAAUACAUUUUAUUUACAUUUUGAGCAUGUUAUUUUCGGUCAUUAUCGUUACCUGCAUGUCUUUUGUCUUUUUAUUUUCGCGAUGAAAGUCAUUAAUAUAUUAUAUUAAAACAGUGCUGCAGUAAUGGAUUAGAAUGUACAUAAAGCUGCAGUUGUAUUAACAUAUAUGCAGAUGUGGAGCACAGCCCCUCCUUCGUGGAGCUUUGAUGGAAUAACAGCGUAUUACUGGUUAUUACCAAAUAACAACACGGUUAUGAGCCCAAUAACACAAAAAUACCAGCUCACAGAGGGAACGUGAAGGCAACAACGAUUCAUCAAGAUGAAUGUCAGCCUCGGGAAGUAACCCGGCCUCUGAUUGGCCGCGGUGCGUCACGUGACCAUUUCCCAAGCGGAGUUUCCACGACAGCUGGAAGCCGAGCGGCACAGACGCAUCGCGUCUUCUUUUGCUGAAAUUGUCGGAAAUAACGCGACUUUGUGCUCGUCUCAGCGCCUUCACAGGAACCCUGGUCUGGCAUGGGCGACAAGAGGAGUCCCACAAGGCCGAAGCGUCAACCGAAGCCCUCCUCCGACGAGGGGUUUUGGGACUGCAGCGUGUGCACAUACAAGAACACGGCCGAGGCUUUCAAGUGCAUGAUGUGUGAUGUGAGGAAGGGCACUUCAACAAGGAAACCUCGUCCCGUCUCCCAGCUUGUCUCGCAGCAGCAGGUAACGCAGCAGUUUGUGUUACCCUCGCAGCCCAAGAAGGAAAAAAAGGAACGGGUGGAGAGGGAAAAGAGCGACAGAGAGCCGGCGCUCAAGAAGAACAGUCACAAGAAGAUGAGGCCAAGAUUAAAAAACAUUGACAGGAGCAGCGCCCAGCACCUGGAGGUGACAGUUGGGGACCUGACGGUCAUCAUAACAGACUUUAAGGAGAAGGUCAAGCCCUCGUCCACCUCGGCAACGUCCUCCAGUGCUGCGUCGUCGGUGGUCGACCACCACAGCCAAAAUGGCUCCAGCUCAGAAAACACAGAGAAGGGGCUUUCCCGUUCUUCCUCACCCCGGGGCGAAGGGAGCUCAGUCAACGGCGAAUCCCACUGAGUCACCCCCCCCCCCCCCCCCUUCAAAUCCCCCCCUCCCCCCAUCCACAGUCUCAUCCGCAAGUCACUGGAAAGGAAUCCUUACUUUCAUGUUUGAGCUGCACAACACUUUUUAUGUUCACUUCCCUCUGGAUUUGUGACAGAGGGAGGUGCCAACCCGUCAGAUUCCACAGGUUUAAAUCAUUUGAAAAGAUUCUCCACGUUUAGAAAGCAAUAUGAAAUGUCCCAAGCUUCAUCUUAAAAAAGUUGCAGUAGCCGACAUCACAAGUCAGCGUUUCGACCGUGUGCUGGGGACUCUCGGUUCGACUCCAGCUGCACCUGCCUUUCUGAGAUUUCAUCGUUUUUCCAUAUUUUUGUCCAACCAAAUGUGCAGCCCCCACCCGUGGUAUCAUCUUCAGUGGCAGGCAGAAUGACCUUUUCUCCCCCCUGUGGAAUUCUCAGCCUCUGUCUGGAUUCUUUACCUACCUGUCAUAAACCUGAAGCCUCUAGUACACAGUGUCCUUUCACUGAACUUUCACUCCGACAGUGUACCUCCAACUCCUGAUCUUGAUGCUCCCAAGCUUUUACUUCUGAACUGUGUCUCCCGAUGAGUGACUUUUUUUUCGACACAGCGUAGUUGCCACACCUCCGGCACCAGUCGUUGAUUCGCAUCAUGUUUGGAGCAGCUCGUUUAGUUCAGUCAUGCUUAUGUCGUACGUAAUGGGACAGAUAAAGUACAGCAGAUGAUUUUUAAAAGGUUAAUACCGGUGUCAUUUUUCUUGUUCAAAUUUGUGCCACGGUCACUGCGAGACGGUUAUUUUUCUAACUUGGCCGACCAUUCGAUGUGUUCAUUAUCUUUACGAUCACUAGCGAACUCGCAGUGCGGAACUUUAAUCACCUCCUCUCGCAGUUAAGGUAAUGACACAAACACGGUUGUGCUCUUAAGCUGUACAGCAUGCCCAUGCCUUUGAUCAAGUUCUCUCUGAAAGCUGAAUUUCUUUUCUUCUUUUUUUUUUUUAAAACAGAGCAGCAGAAACGUAUCUUGGAUGCUACCGCUAGUAGCUAUAGAAUUCCAUAUCACUAAGGCUGUCACCUUAUCUUUCAAAAUCCCAUUAAUCUGGAGCUCAUAGUUUGUGUUACCUUAGCAAGGGCUUGAAUGUUCUGACCAUUCAUUUAUGCGCAAACCCCGCAUUCCAGCGUUAGGUGAUAUUUUUGAUAUAAAACAUAGGAAGAAAUUGUGAUUUUGGAAAAAAAAAAAACGUUAACUGGCUAGCAAUUUGUUUUUAGUUUCCACACCUCCACGUACUUGUAGCCCAAACAUCGAUCCUUCAUGUCCGGCAAACCAUUUCAGAGAGGCUGCUUUUACUUCCUGUCUAGCAUGAAACGGCACAUUUGCAAUUAGCGAGCAGCUAAUAGAGAAAGUCUUUACCAGAUACUAGAUAACUAGCAAGGUAUUUUGUCAAGCUGUUAUUCUGCCUUUAAACCCAUGCUGCCCAACAUAGAACUAGAAAGAGUUGCAGCGCAUUACGCUCCAUGUGGACAACUUAUGUGGCUGAGACAUAACAGAGAACUGGCUAGCUAAUUGUUUUUAGUUUCCACACCUCCACGUACUUGUAGCUCGAACAUCGAUCCUUCAUGUCCGGCAAACCAUUUCAGAGAGUCUGCUUUUACUUCCUGUCUAGCAUGAAACGGCACAUUUGCAAUUAGCGAUUAGCUAAUAGAGAAAGUCUUUACCAGAUACUAGAUAACUAGCAAGGUAUUUUGUCAAGCUGUUAUUCUGCCUUUAAACCAAUGCUGCCCAACAUAGAACAACUCAAUGUGAACAACUUAUGUGGCCGAGACAACAGAGAGACAAACCACUCAAAGAAUCGCCCGUUUUCAGCAGCGCUGUCGCUAAAUACACCAGAAUCCUCUGUUAAAUAUUGAGAUUUUAGAAAUUUCCUUGCUAAAUGUUGGAGAUUAACGCAUAUUUUCUGGAUUUUUUGAGUCUUUUUAACUGGUUUACAGUUAAAAAGACAUCCAAGGUGGGAUACAGCCUGGACAGGUCGCCAGUCAUUCCUCGCAGGGCAAGCACACACAGAGACAAACAACCUUUCACCCUCACAUUCACACCUAUGGUCAAUUUAGAGUGUCCAUGUAACCCAACUGUGGGAUGUAGCCGGAGAGAACCCCCGCAGACAUGGGGAAAAAACAUGCAAACUCCACCCAGAGGCCCAUGGUAAAUCCAGGAUUUGAACUGGCUUCUUGCUGUGAGGCAACUGUGUGACCCCUCUUGAGGAAUCCCAUGAUGGCAAGUACACAACUCUGUAACUUGUAUCCUGUUUUGGGCCAAAUUCAAUACAUUCUAUACACACUUUUUAAGCCCUAGUGACCUCUGAAAGUGCACUUUUGGCUUUCUUCCCAUUCCCUUAGAUGGGAGCCUGGUCUAGUUAGCCUGUAAUAACUACCCAGGGGUAUUGCCAAGAUGGCUGCUUCAUAAAGAGACUUACAUAUAAGGACUUGGGUCAUGCUUUUACCCAUUUUACUGAAAAUACACUAUGUCCACAGAGCCUUUUACUAACCACGUUUAUUGUUGAUGGCAUGAUUUCAGCAUUUUCACAGCCUUCCAAAUUCACAUCAUUGGAUCCCUGCUUUUAUUUUCUAUAAAUAGGAGCCAAUUUUUGAGUCCAUUUUCCGUUCACUGCUGUAAAUUUUGUCUAAGAAACGGUGAAGGAGCAACCGUCGGCUAACUGCGGAAGACGUGGAAGCUGCGAAUGGCACCGGUAUUGUCCCUUUAAUCUCUGCUGCACAAAUGGAACUGUCCCAGUGGGAAAACCACAGUGCGCUCACACUGUUCUGCUGCCACGGAGGACCCAGUUUUGGACCCAGGAGGGUGCUUGUACAACUGAAAAGGGGUUCUUUGAGCUCUGGACAUAUUUAUGAGCUAUAUAGAGGACAUCCUAUGGUGUGAUGGGACGUCACAAACUGUUUUGACUUCCUCCGUUUUGAUGAUACAAAGUAGAGGAAACUUUAGAGUAUACUAAACUCCCAGCAGAACUAUAGAUCAACCUAACGUCACAAUAACUUAUAAAAAACCUGUAGAUUAACUACACAAAUAAAAUGAAUAUUUCUAAAAAAAAAAUAAAAAAAAUAUUGUACUACAAUGUCUUGACGUGGCUGUAUUAUCCAUCAUAUCAGUGUUAUUGACUUUUGUUUUUUUUUACUUAAAAAAACACUUUAGCACACAUGGGGAGAGCUGUCAAAGCAUGAUAAUACUACAGUCUGUAUAUUGUGGGACAGGUAAUGUCUCUUAGUUUGUUAGUUAUCGUUUAAUGUGUCAGAUGUACUCUCGUAGGUGCACUACACUAGCUGGGACUAGGUGUGUGGGCUUGUGAGAAUUGUUCAGACAGACAUUUGUUAUUUGGUUGUUACCGAAAAUGGAGGACACUAAACAUGUGUGUGAGUGUCAUGCAUUGAUAUGUUUUUGCUUGUUUUCUUUUGGUUUGGUUUGCUUUGCCAUGCUCAAUGUGUGAACUGUUUAUUACUUGUCUGAAUAAGAAAAUAAGAAAAAGAAAAAAAGUCCUGUUCUUAUGCUCACGGUUUUAUUUUUUUAUUUUUUGGUCACUUUUCUUUACACGCAGAUGCGCAUACACACCCUUUAAAUGUUUGUUUGCCCCCCUUUUAAAGCAGGGUACUUUUUAUUUUAUUGUGCAUUAUAGCUCCACCUGGUGAAUGACUCAUAACUUGCUGCUCAUCUUCAGCUGUGCAUGAAUGUUCAGAGUUUACAUAACAGAUGGGGCCCAUCAGGCAGCUCAGCAUGCCCACCUUUUCAUUUAAUUUUUUUUUACAAUUUUUUUUGCUUAGCCAUGCAAUAGUUGAGGCAUAAAUAUUCACGACAUACAUAUAUAUGAAGGAGUAGCUAUUAACAUAUAGGGUAUGGUUUACACAUGAAUGGAUUAACCACAACAUCAGUUAAUAACCUUGUUUUCCCCCCUCACUAAAUGAAAAUACAAUUGACGUUCUGCUGUUUGUCUAAUGCAGCCACCUCAAUAAAGACGACCAGUCACUUGAA